CUCACGUUUAAAUGACUCGCAUAUUAAUUUGAAAUUAAAUUUUGCUGUCAAAUAGAACAUUAUACAAAUAGUCGAGUCUUCCUUUAAGCAUAGUUUCUGCCUCGGAUCACCUCUAUAAAUUUCAACCAUUUUCAGAAGCUAAAUAUCAUAAACAUUUUCAAUAAUAGUCUCUUGCAAUACCAAAAAAAUGGCGGCAAAAUUUUCAGUUCCAAUCAAAAUCAUCUCCUUCUCAAUAUUACUUUUCAUAACCAUUAACAUAGUUAAUGGUCAAGCUCAACCAAAUCAAUCAACCUUGGUGUUCUACCUACAAGAUGUCGGAAAAGGACCUAAAGCGACCGUUUCACCGGUUAUAGGCAUCAAUGGCAAGGUUUGGUCAUACAACACAUUUGGAACAAUAUUUGUUGUUGAUGAUCCUGUUACAUUAAGUCCUAGUCCAUUUUCAACUCUAAUUGGAAAGGCUCAAGGUACAAUCACAGUAACUUCUCAAGAUGGCGCAAAUGUGAACAUAGUUUUGUCAAUUGUGUUUAACGAUGUGCAAUAUGCUGGUAGCACUUUAGAAAUUCAAGGUACAAGUCGUCAACGUGAUAAUUUAAGAGAGCUUGGUGUUGUUUCUGGAACGGGAAGAUUUCGAUUUGCAAGAGGGUUUGCUGUGUUUGAAACUAUAUCUUAUGAUCCUACAAGUAGUGAGUCUGUUAUUAGGUUGACUGUAACCUUGGCAAUACCUUAAAAACUUAUGUAUUAUUACAUGGUUAAUGCUUGUUAAAAUAGUCAUAUGGAUGUAUGAUCAUGCAAGCUUCAUAUAUGUACCAAUAAACUAAAAUCAAAUAGCAAUAUAUGAACAUCUUAUCUUAUUAGUUA
Lathyrus oleraceus (garden pea) is the source of this 858-nucleotide messenger RNA. Its product is annotated as pterocarpan synthase 1. The coding region runs from base 188 to 727 and encodes 179 amino acids. NCBI's taxonomy places the organism in Eukaryota, Viridiplantae, Streptophyta, Magnoliopsida, Fabales, Fabaceae. The record is from RefSeq and is a predicted model, not a curated record. The transcript has a single exon.